Babesia bigemina is the source of this 804-nucleotide messenger RNA. RefSeq names its product translation initiation factor 3 subunit, putative. The coding region runs from base 1 to 804 and encodes 267 amino acids. The record is from RefSeq and is a predicted model, not a curated record. Gene Ontology annotation, molecular function: translation initiation factor activity; RNA binding. NCBI's taxonomy places the organism in Eukaryota, Apicomplexa, Aconoidasida, Piroplasmida, Babesiidae. The transcript has 4 exons. Gene Ontology annotation, cellular component: eukaryotic translation initiation factor 3 complex; cytoplasm.
AUGAUGGAUGAUUUGAUGGCGGAUACCAAGUGGGCGGAUAUCGAGGCCGAUGAGGACUAUGACGUCGACGGCAUCGACGCCCACAGGUUGAUGGGCUUCGAGAGCGCCCCCGACGCCCAGGGCAUCAAGACCGUCACCUCCUACACCAAGAAUCGCCACGGACAGACCGUGAAGAUCACCAAGCGGGUGAAGGAGAUCCGCGUGCCGCGCCGCACCAACAAGGCUGCGAAGCUCAGGGAGGACAUGUCGUGCUUCAAGAUGGACAAGAACAACGAUAUCGGUGUCACCAUGGUCUCGCAGGACGAGAUCAUCAUCGAGCAGCCCGUCAGCAGGCGCAGCCGCGUCAACCAGGAGGAGAACCUCGACCUCAUAUACUCCCCCAACGACAUCAACAUGACGCGUGCCACGAGGGAGCUGAAGAUGAAGUUCAAGAGCCUCCGCGACGACAGCGACACCGGCGAGAUGAUGGACGACCGGGACACUUCCGCCAAGUACAUCCCGCCGAGUCGCAAGGAGGGCGGCGGCGACCGCAGGAGCUUUGACGAGAACACCGUCAGGGUCACCAACCUCAGCGAGGACGUGCGCGAGAAGGACCUCGUGGAGCUGUUCAGCCGGGCUGGACGCAUCCACAGGGCAUACCUCGCCAAGCACAAGGAGACGCAGUUCUCCAAGGGUUUCGCGUUCAUCACCUACGCCACGCGCCAGGACGCGCUUAACGCCAUCAACAAGCUCAACAGGCAGGGUUACGACAAUCUGCUGCUGAAUGUCGAGUGGGCCAAGCCCCCGAACAAGGACAGGCAGUAG